Messenger RNA from Sorex araneus (European shrew), 1590 nucleotides. It is a transcript of the gene FNDC10, whose product is annotated as fibronectin type III domain containing 10. Bases 40 to 735 code for a protein of 231 amino acids. The transcript has a single exon. The record is from RefSeq and is a predicted model, not a curated record. Lineage: Eukaryota; Metazoa; Chordata; Mammalia; Eulipotyphla; Soricidae.
CCGCGAGCCCGCGCCCCGCCGCCCCGGCCCCGCCGCAGGAUGCGCGCCCCGCCGCUGCUGCUGCUGCUGGCCGCCUGCGCGCCGCCGCCCUGCGCCGCGGCCGUCCCGACGCCGCCCGGCUGGGAGCCGCCGGCCGACGCUCCCUGGUGCCCCUACAAGGUGCUGCCCGAGGGCCCCGAGGCGGGCGGCGGGCGCCUGUGCUUCCGCAGCCCGGCGCGCGGCUUCCAGUGCCAGGCGCCCAGCUGCGCGGCGCACCCCUCGGCCAGCGACUCCCUGCGCGCUAGCGUCCUGCGCAACCGCAGUGUCCUGCUGCAGUGGCGCCUGCCGCCGGCCGCCGCGCGCCGCGUGCGCGCCUUCGCGCUCAACUGCUCGUGGCGCGGCGCCUACACGCGCUUCCCGUGCGAGCGCGUGCUGCUGGGCGCCGCCUGCCGCGACUACCUGCUGGCCGACGUGCACGACGGCGUGCGCUACCGCCUGUGCCUGCAGCCGCUGCCGCUGCCGCUGCGCGCCGACCCCGCCGCCGCCGCCGCCGCCGCCCCGGAGCCCGCCGGCCGCGCCGAGUGCGUGGAGUUCGCCGCCGAGCCGGCCGGCAUGCGGGACAUCGUGGUGGCCAUGACGGCGGUGGGCGGCUCCAUCUGCGUCAUGCUCGUGGUCAUCUGCCUGCUGGUGGCCUACAUCACCGAGAACCUCAUGCACCCGGCCUUCGGGCGCCCGGGCCUGCGCCGGCAGCCGUGAGCCGCUGGAGCGUCUCCCGACCCCCGCCCGGACCGGCUCCACACCGGCUCGACGCGGGGCCUGCUGGAGAGGGCCGAGAAGUGCCCGGGUCAUCGCGCCCCUUUCCCGGCGCCGCAGCCGCCUCCCAGCCCCCGGCCCGAACUGGCCCUGGGGCCCGAGCUGAAGCGCGGGGCGCGGCCGGGGCGCUUCCUGCUCUCACUCCAGAGGCUCUUAAGGGGGCGGGGAGCGGCGACCCCUCCUCCGCUGCUUCUUCACCGCGCGCUUACCGGCUCGAGGGGGACCCUCGGAGCCGGUGUCCCCGCGUCACCCCAGCGGGCUUAGGUUAGCUUCGUGCCUUAGUAUGGGAACCCUUGCAGCCGCCCCUGUGCUCUGCCUUCCCAGGGCGCCCGUGGCCCCAGCGCUGGCCUCGCCGCCCCGCAGGAGGCCCCUCCGACCUCGCGGGUGUUGCUGACGCGAGUGUGACGAGCCUGCAGGCGAGGCCUGGCCCAGCGCGAGCCGGUGGGAGUCGGUGCAGGCCGCGGGCAGCUCCCGCUGUCCCCCGUGCGCUCGCGCUGCGGUCCAACGUGCGGGAGUGGGCGGGCGAAGGGCAGCGCCACCUUCGCGGUCGGGGCUGCAGCUUAGGUAGAUGCCCCGGGCCCGUCGACCCCCGCUCCGUGGACUGGACGCCCCGCGCGGGCCGAACGAGCCCCCGGAUAGACACGUGGCACAGGGUCCCUGGGCUCUGGGCUCCGCCCUCGUCCUCUUGCUGCGGCCGUUAGCGCCCCCAGCGCGCUCCCUACCUCUGUCCCGUGACUUUCCCCCGCCCGCCCCGCUGAGCCUGUGUCCAUAUCCACACGUCCAUCGUCCUCAGACCGA